Molecule: messenger RNA, 3510 nt
Organism: Electrophorus electricus (electric eel)
Lineage: Eukaryota; Metazoa; Chordata; Actinopteri; Gymnotiformes; Gymnotidae
Gene: ddx46
Product: DEAD (Asp-Glu-Ala-Asp) box polypeptide 46
Molecular function (GO): ATP binding; RNA helicase activity; nucleic acid binding
Source: RefSeq, a predicted model, not a curated record
ACGAGGAAGAAGAGCUAAACAUUUGCUAGCUAAGGUACACACCAUGGGACGGGAGUCUAGGCAUUACAGGAAACGCUCGUCUUCCCGGGGAAGGUCCGGGAGUCGCUCCAAGAGUCGCUCACCUGACUCGAAACGCUCGAAGAAGGAUGACCGCGCCGGGUCGCGCACCCGGGAGCGCAGCAGGCGGGACCGCUCCCGGAGUCGGGACCGCCGCAGGUCCCGGUCCCGAGAAAGGAAGCGCCAGAGGCGAUCAAGGAGUCGAGAGCGGAAACGUUCCAGGAGUCGGGAACGCAGGAGGUCUAGGAGCAGAAGCAAAGGUCGAAGCAAGGAGAAAACUGAAAGUGGGGAUCAGCCCGUGGAUAAAAAGAAAAUAAAGGAGGAGAAAGAGGAGGAAAAGCCCGAAGACCAAGACUUUGACCAGAACACGCUGGAAGAAGAGAUGAGGAAGAGGAAGGAGCGCGUGGAGAAGUGGCGGGAGGAGCAGAGGAGGAAGGCCAUGGAGAACAUCGGCGAGAUCAAGAAGGAGCUGGAGGAGAUGAAACAGGGCAAGAAGUGGAGUCUGGAGGAUGAUGACGAUGAUGAUGAGGAAGGUCCAGCCUCUGUGGAGCAUGAAGGUGAGGAAGAGGAGGAGAAGGUGAAGGAGGGAGAAGCAGAGGCAGUGGCAGAGAUGGAGGAGGAGACAGGAGAGGAGCUCGACCCUUUAGAUGCCUACAUGGAGGAGGUCAAGGAGGAGGUCAAGAAGUUCAACAUGGGCACCAUGAAAGGGGGCAAUGACAAGAAAGGUGGAAUGACGGUGACGAAGGUUGUAACUGUGGUCAAAACAAAGAAGAUGCCUCAUACCGCAAAGAAGAAGGGGGAGCUAAUGGAGAAUGAUCAGGAUGCCAUGGAGUAUUCAUCUGAGGAGGAGGAAGUGGACCUUCAGACUGCUCUCACCGGCUACCAGACAAAACAGCGCAAGAUUCUUGAGCCUGUGGACCAUCAGAAGAUCCAGUAUGAGCCCUACCGCAAAAAUUUCUACGUCGAAGUUCCUGAACUGGCAAAGAUGACACAAGAGGAGGUGAACGAGUACCGUCUGGAGCUGGAGGGCAUCACGGUGAAGGGGAAAGGCUGCCCAAAACCCAUCAGGACCUGGGUGCAGUGCGGCACAUCCAUGAAGGUCUUAAACGCCCUAAAGAAACACAACUACGAGAAGCCCACUCCAAUUCAGGCUCAGGCCAUUCCGGCCAUCAUGUCCGGACGGGACCUCAUUGGAAUUGCGAAGACGGGAAGUGGAAAGACCAUUGCCUUCCUCUUGCCCAUGUUCCGGCACAUUCUAGAUCAGAGGCCUCUGGAGGAAGGUGAAGGCCCCAACGCUGUGAUCAUGACUCCUACUAGAGAGCUGGCCCUGCAAAUAACAAAGGAGUGUAAGAAGUUCUCCAAGCCUCUAGGCCUCAGGGUGGUGUGUGUGUACGGAGGCACUGGAAUCAGCGAGCAGAUCGCAGAGCUGAAGCGUGGAGCAGAGAUCAUAGUCUGCACACCCGGUCGAAUGAUUGACAUGCUGGGCGCCAACAGUGGUCGGGUGACCAACCUGCGGAGGGUGACAUAUGUGGUGGUUGAUGAAGCAGACCGAAUGUUUGACAUGGGCUUUGAGCCACAGGUGAUGCGCAUAGUAGAGAAUGUCAGGCCAGACCGUCAGACAGUGAUGUUCUCGGCCACCUUCCCCCGCGCCAUGGAGGCACUGGCCAGGCGUAUCCUCAGCAAGCCCAUGGAGGUGCAGGUGGGCGGCAGGAGUGUCGUCUGCUCGGACGUGGAGCAGCACGUGAUUGUCAUUGAGGAGGACAAGAAGUUUCUGAAGUUGCUGGAGAUUCUCGGGCACUACCAGGAGAAAGGCUCGGUCAUCAUCUUCGUAGACAAACAGGAGCACGCAGACGCUCUGCUCAAAGACCUGAUGAAGGCCUCCUACCCCUGCAUGUCCCUACACGGAGGAAUUGACCAGUAUGACAGAGACAGCAUCAUAAACGACUUCAAGAACGGGGCCUGCAGACUGAUGGUGGCCACCUCCGUCGCUGCCCGUGGGCUGGACGUCAAGCAGCUGAUCCUGGUGGUCAACUACAGCUGCCCCAACCACUACGAGGACUACGUUCACAGGGCCGGCCGCACAGGCAGGGCAGGAAACAAAGGCUAUGCCUACACAUUCAUCACUGAAGAGCAGGUACGUUACGCCGGUGAUAUCAUCAAAGCUCUGGAGCUCUCAGGCUCCUCAGUGCCUCCGGAGCUGGAGCAGCUGUGGGGCACAUUUAAAGAGCAGCAGAAAGCUGAGGGCAAAAGCAUCAAGAGCAGCAGUGGGUUUUCGGGGAAGGGCUUUAAGUUUGAUGAGACGGAGCACGCUCUGGCCAACGAGAGGAAGAAACUGCAGAAGGCUGCACUGGGGCUGCACGACUCGGACGACGAGGACACGGCCCUGGAUAUCGACGAGCAGAUUGAGAGCAUGUUUAACUCCAAAAAGCGCGUGAAGGACCUGUCUGCGCCGGGCGGUACUGGGGCAGGGGCUACUCCCGGCUUCACCGGUGCCACUUCCGCUGCCGGGCUUGCUGGGCUGGCAAUUCCCUCUGCUGGCAACAUCCAGAAACUGGAAAUUGCCAAGAAGCUGGCGCUCAAGAUCAACGCCCAGAAAAACCUGGGAGCGGAGGCGCAGGAUGUCAUGCAGCAGGCGACCAAUGCCAUCAUGAGGGGAGGCACCAUGAUCGCCCCCUCAGUCUCCGCCAAAACCAUCGCGGAGCAGCUGGCCGAGAAGAUCAAUGCCAAGCUGAACUACACGCCUGUGGAGAAGCUGGAGGAAGAGAGGCAGGCUGCAGAGCAGGCUGAGAGCAUCAAGAGAUACGAGGAGGAGCUGGAGAUCAACGACUUCCCUCAGACGGCCAGAUGGAAGGUGACCUCUAAGGAAGCCUUGCAGAGGAUUGGCGAGUACUCUGAGGCAGCGAUCACCAUCCGAGGAACGUACUUCCCCCCAGGCAAAGAGCCCAAGGAAGGAGAGCGCAAGAUUUAUCUGGCCAUAGAGAGUGCUAAUGAGCUGGCGGUGCAGAAAGCCAAAGCAGAAAUCACCAGGCUGAUCAAAGAGGAGCUCAUUCGCUUGCAAAAUUCAUAUCAACCAGCCAUCAAAGGACGAUACAAAGUUUUGUAGAGGCAUCAUCCAGAAUUGUUGUCGACGUGUUCGUCUUCGCAACACCAUCGCUUCGGACUUGGUUAACAUUUGGUUAAACAGAAACGAAAAUAAACAUGAGCAGAAUCUGAUAUUCCCCUCGAUGUAUUUUAUUGUAUUUUAUAUUCUUUUUCCUGCUGUCUGAAGCUGUACAGCUUACAUAUUUUUGUUUGAUUUUCUUCUGCUCAGCAAUUCCAUCUUUGUGUAUUCAUCUCUACUUCAGGAUUUGUCAGCAUGUUAAUGAUUCAGUAUGCUGAUCAUUAACUUUACAAACAUGUAGCUUAGAUGGUCUUUUACAACAAUAAAAAUGUUUUCGAAAAUGAUUUUUAAAA